AUGAUGACGUGCCGUCUGCUGUGCGCCCUGUUGGUGCUCGCCCUGUGCUGCUGCCCGUCCGUGUGCACGGCAGAAACUCGGGCGGAUGUUAAUCAAGAUAAAGAUUCUUCCCAGACCACCACGACGACGUCUACGACGAAGACAGCGGAUAACAAAAAGGUUAUUGUUCAACCUGAUGGAAAAGGUUCUAGUUCAUCUUCCUCCGUUGCAGAGGGACUACAAGGGAAGGAUCAGUCAGGGUCAUCAGUUUUGGGCCCCGUUGAGGACGAGGGAACGAAAGCCGGAGACGGUCCAGCUGCGGCCACUCCGGAAAAGCAAUCAAACGACCCGAACAAUGUGGUACAUACCGAAGGUAAGAAAAGCACGACAGAGUCACAAAGUGGUACGAGCAGUUCCACGGAAAAGGAAGAUAAUAAAGCCGAAGAUGCUCCCACAACGACGAUGACCACCACAACCAAUACAACAACGACGACGACCACUGCGCCAGUGGCACCAAGUACUACAACUACAGAGGCGCCAACCACGACUACAGAGGCGCCAACUACGACGACCACCCGCGCACCGUCACGUCUUCGUGAAAUCGACGGCAGCCUCAGCAGCUCUGCGUGGGUGUUUGCCCCGCUGCUGCUCGCCGUAUCCGCGCUGGCGUACACCACUCUGGGCUAA
Trypanosoma cruzi is the source of this 666-nucleotide messenger RNA. RefSeq names its product mucin TcMUCII, putative. Lineage: Eukaryota; Euglenozoa; Kinetoplastea; Trypanosomatida; Trypanosomatidae. The transcript has a single exon. Bases 1 to 666 code for a protein of 221 amino acids. The record is from RefSeq and is a predicted model, not a curated record.